Messenger RNA from Oryza brachyantha (malo sina), 1675 nucleotides. RefSeq lists its product as uncharacterized. The record is from RefSeq and is a predicted model, not a curated record. Gene Ontology annotation, cellular component: membrane. The transcript has 4 exons. NCBI's taxonomy places the organism in Eukaryota, Viridiplantae, Streptophyta, Magnoliopsida, Poales, Poaceae. The coding region runs from base 114 to 1196 and encodes 360 amino acids. Gene Ontology annotation, biological process: CAAX-box protein processing. Gene Ontology annotation, molecular function: metalloendopeptidase activity.
GCAGUCGUGCGUGAUCGUCAAACUCUCGGAUUGGAAGGUUCGGGAGGGGAGGCGAGGCGAGGCGAGGGCAGAGAUAGGCAGGCAGAUUAGAGGCCCGUUCGUGGUUUGCCCCCAUGUCCUCCUCCGCCUCCUGCCUCGCCCCUCCCCCUCCGCGGCUCCCGUGCUCCUCCAGGGCCCCCCUCCCCCCUCCCUCCUCCUCCGCCUCCGCCCGGCCUAGGAGGGCUGCUGCGGCCAAGGGAUGGAGGAGGCCGGCGCGUGUCUCCUGCUUCAGGCAGGGGCAGGAUGUCCCCACGGCGUCUGAUGACGGCGCCGGCGGAUUCGAGCACAUCUCGCCGCCGGAGGGCUCGCGGGGCCUAGAUGCGAAUGCGGAAGAGGGGGAAGGCUCGAGCGAGGAGGGGGAGCGCAAUUCCGAGGAGGGGGAUUGGUUUGUCACGGCACAAAAGAUAAAGAGAAAUUUACAAGAGAGAAUAUUCAGAUUUCAGACACAACGAUGGACUGUACCUUGGACUGGAGAAACCAUUGCUCAGGUCAUGAUUUUAUGGAUUGCCACAUUUUGGUUUGUGGGUUCCUGGAUAGUGCCGUUUUUGGCUCAUGCUGCUGGCUUUAGCAAGGAAACAUUGACACAUCGGGGUCAAGCACUCUAUAGCCUCCUUACAGAUAUAACUGAAGGCCUUGCUGGAAUUGCUAUUCUUCACCACUGUCUUGGUAGAUUUCGCCCCCUUCCUCCUGGUUGGUUUGAGUUCAAUUUAAAGGGAAGAUGGUAUUUGGAUGUAGCGUUGGGGUGCCUGUUAUUCCCGCUGGUCAAUUUUCUUUCUCACAUCAACAUCAACCUAGUACCAAUGUCAUCAGGGCCAGUUGCCGGGGUCUCCAGUGUAGAACAGUCCAUUGUGGCCCGUGAUCCGGUGGCGAUGGUUUUGUAUGCUGUGGUGGUCACUGUAUGUGCACCUAUAUGGGAAGAGAUAGUGUUCCGAGGUUUCCUCCUUCCAUCUUUAACGCGGUACAUGCCGCUUCCAUGGUCAAUCCUGGUAAGUGCUGCAGCUUUUGCACUGGCACACUUCAAUGCACAGAGGGUUAUGCCUUUGGUUUUUCUUGGUGUUGUGAUGGGAGGGGUCUUUGCAAGAUCACGCAACUUGUUAGCAUCAAUGGUAUUGCACAGCCUAUGGAAUGGUUUUGUGUUCUUGGAUUUGAUGAAGUGAGCUAUGUUGGUUACGGUGCAACUUCAGGUACCUGAUAUGAACUCUACUCCAACUACGGUUCACAUUUUAAUGGACAUGAUAAAAGCAUGUUUAUUAAGGACACAGGGUGGGUACUCGGAUUUUUGUGGAGAAACAGUGUAAACUAAAGAGAAAAGAGCAGCGGUUUGUUGGCGCUCUAGUGCAGGGGAAUAGGCUUUACAGUAGAACCAGUAGGGUGUUAUCCAUGGCCAUAGGAUUUGUACCCAGAAGCAGCUUUGUUGCUUUCAUGUAAAUCGCAUACGCAUGAGAAUAAUUGUCUCAUGGUGUAUAGAUUCCCCAUUCAGAUUAAAUUGUGUAUUCAUUUCCCCCUUUGUAGUCUCUGAAAAAUAAAAUUCAUUAGUAUGUCUUGUCUGGUGAUUUGGCAGGAAUGCCACUAUCCGUUCGACUAAUUCUUUUGCCCAUUCGAUUAAUGAUGCUAUUCUACACUGAGUUUGCUCGUA